GUCACAUAUAUGUAUAAGGUCUUGUCUUGAUUCCAUCAAAUAAAACUCUGAGAGGAUGAGUCAACGAGGAGAUCAUUCAGGAAGAAAGAUAUCCUUCUCAUGGGAAAAGAAGCCUGGUGUGUCCAAAGAAACAACUACUCAUGGUGAAAAUCUGAUCCCAAAAGCACAAGAGUUUUUGGCCAAGUUGCCACCCCCUCCUUGCACAAAAGAACUAGCUAUAGCCAGAAAUCCUGUUCAUGAUUUCCAAAUUCCACUUCCUCCUUGUGCUUUUCAGCCUCCUUAUUAUAGAACUUCCUCCAAGAGGGGCCUCUGGGUUCAAGAUAAUGAUCCUUUCUUAGCAGCUUACAAAGAGUGCACCAAGAAUCAGAAAAGUGCUAAGGUGAUCAAAAUGUUGAACAAAAAUGGUAUUGAGUCCAGGUUAAGGAGGAGCCUGUCUUUUUUCUUAUGUAAGCAAUCUUGCACCGUUCGUGACAAUAAUUUGGUCAGGAUUUCUCACUUAGAUAAAGAUUGAUAUGCUUUAAUUUCUUGAUUGUUCUAUUGAGGAGAUUCCUGUACAAGUCAAACAAAGUCUAGUAUAAUGGGAGUGAGAAAAAAAAAUGUAUGUGAAUGAUUUUGCAGCUGUUUAGUAUGGUUUCUGUUUUUUGAUUGAGGGAAUGAUGGUUAGCUGAUCCUUAUGCUGCUGAUAGCCAUGAAUUUCACUAUUAGUUGUUGACUAGAAAUCAAAGAUAGUGAAUAUGUUAAU
Abrus precatorius (Indian licorice) is the source of this 742-nucleotide messenger RNA. RefSeq lists its product as uncharacterized. The transcript has a single exon. Lineage: Eukaryota; Viridiplantae; Streptophyta; Magnoliopsida; Fabales; Fabaceae. The record is from RefSeq and is a predicted model, not a curated record. The coding region runs from base 56 to 511 and encodes 151 amino acids.